Messenger RNA from Fusarium subglutinans, 486 nucleotides. Its product is annotated as multidrug resistance. Gene Ontology annotation, molecular function: transmembrane transporter activity. The record is from RefSeq and is a predicted model, not a curated record. The transcript is spliced from 2 exons. NCBI's taxonomy places the organism in Eukaryota, Fungi, Ascomycota, Sordariomycetes, Hypocreales, Nectriaceae. Gene Ontology annotation, biological process: transmembrane transport. Bases 1 to 486 code for a protein of 161 amino acids.
AUGCCAGCAAUAACACCGCCCGCGUUGCUCAAUGGGGACGAUCCAGAAGAGCCUGCAAAGAAACGAAAGACUAUCAAGGCCGCCAUGGUCGGGGCACCUGCGGCACCUGCAUUGAACAGGCUAAACUCUCUAGAUUCUAUCUUUGCUGCCUCAGUAUUGGCGGCCAACUCAAUCCUGCGUUCCCUUUUUGGCGCUGUAUUCCCCCUCUUUACGACCUAUAUGUACAACGACCUUGGGAUUCAUUGGGCGAGUUCCAUUUCUGCCUUCUUGGCUGUUGCUUGUGUCCCGUUUCCGUUCCUAUUCCACAAAUACGCGAAAACUAUCCGUAUGAAGUGCGAGUACGCUGCAGAGGCUGCCGACGUCCUUCAAAGGAUGCGCACCAAGCACGGGAUGAUCACGGAGGAUCAGGCCGAGUUGGAGCGACGGGCGAGCAAUGCUCUUCGCCGCAGCUUAACAGAGCCUCGCACAAGCAAGUCUAUUCAAUGA